This is a messenger RNA of Chiroxiphia lanceolata (lance-tailed manakin), 4976 nucleotides long. It is a transcript of the gene RAD51AP2, whose product is annotated as RAD51 associated protein 2. The transcript has 4 exons. The record is from RefSeq and is a predicted model, not a curated record. Lineage: Eukaryota; Metazoa; Chordata; Aves; Passeriformes; Pipridae. Bases 484 to 4668 code for a protein of 1394 amino acids.
CCCUGAGGGCGGCGGGAACGGCGAGAGCCCCGUGAGGGCGGCGGGACGACCCGGCUUCGCUGUUCCCGCUUUCCAGCUGAAGCGGCCCCGCGCCCGUGCUCACGGGAAGGGGGAAGGCUGGGAAGCCCGAGCACCGGGAGGAGACAAGCCCCAGCAGGAGGAGUGGGGGGGGCGGGUUGGCUGCGGGGGAUCCACUGUGCCCUGAGGGGUGCUCCGCCGGGAAGAGCCACAGGGCGGGAUCGGGGCUCUCGGAGUGGCAGAGGGGAGAUACAAUCGCUGUGGAAGACUUUAGGGGAAAAGAGGUUAUACACACCUAGAGGCGGCCAAGCGGGAAACCACCCCAGGGACAGGACAGAGGGGAACGCCCUCAGGGAGGGACAGAGCAGCCCUGAGGGAGCCGGAAAAGCCACGAGCGUGAGGAUUCAUCCCCUCCCUGCAUUUCACAGGACUGUCUCAGCAAAAUCAGAACUUAUUUUUGUGAGCAUGGAAAGUACAUGUUCCAAAAGUUUUUUAUCUGCAUCAUCAGAUGAAACUGGGUGGUACCUGUAUGCAAAGCGAAUUAAAAUAGAAAGUGAUCAAAAAAACAGAGAGAAAGAGGAACAGCAAAAGGUAGAACGAAGCAUACAAUGUGGGAACAGGUACCAAACAUCACUACAUGGACCUCUGUAUUUAUCAGAAAGGCAAAACCACUGGGAGUUAGAAAACACAGCAAAAAAAACCUGUAUGAGAGAGUUUUUCUGUUCUAAAAAUUGUAAUAAUGAAGGAUUAGUGUGUAGAGUAUCAGAAAAUGAACUGUCCACCAAAAAAUGGAGUCCUGAAAAUGGAGACCAAAACACUACAAAAGAUAAUAUUUCAUUGAAUGUACAUGGACAGCGUCUUGAGACAGAGCUGCUCAGUGUGUCCAGAGCUGCUGACACAUGUCAAAAUCUACAGGUAUUAAACCCACCUCAGGUGCAGCAGAACAACACCACAGAACACAAUAAUGAAAGAAAUGGGGAUAAGGGGCUCAAACAAAAUUCUUCAGUUACAUCCUCAAACAGACACUCCUUUCAGAUGGAAUUGUUGAGGCAGAAGUCUGUCUCUGAUAAAAAGUGGCAACAAUACCAGCUUUUGCAAAUUCCAUUUUUGUGUGGUACCAGUUCCAUGUUUUCACACACAAAAAAUAAGAAAAAUAAUUUUCUGAAAAAUGCAUGUUCUGCAGAAGAUAAAAAUUUUUCCAUUAGCAAUAAAGAAAAUACUACAGAAGGAGAUAAUAAAGAAAAAAAUAGUUCAUUGUAUAUAAUUCCAACAUUGAAGCCUUUUAAAAGUAUACAACCACUAAAAAUCCCUAAUUUUCAACUUCCUAGAAUUUCAAAUAAAAUAGAUAGUAAAAUGUCAGCAACUAACUUCAGGGAGACAGACUGGAAGAAUUUUGAAGGCCAACCAUCUUUGGUGCAAUCUAAACAGAUGCAUGGUGUGCAAAAAACAUCUGAGAUAGGGAAAAAAAAAUUGCAAAAUUAUAAAAGCAGUGUCAAAAUUUCAACUGUUGAUUCUGAAUUUAAAGAAAAGAAUAACCCACCAACCAACAAACAGGAACACAGAGCUUUGGCAGAAGAAGUAUCUGCAAUUUAUUUCAGAGGUGACAGCACUGACACUGGAUGUAAUAAAACAUUUGAUGAAAAUGGCUUCAAAGAUAAAAUGCUGGAGAAUUCAGAAGGUGAUGAUGACCAGAAGUCAAAGAUUCUCAUUUACAUUAGUGCUAAAAAUGUUCAGAAUGAGAAAUGUGUCAGCUGUAAUGAUCUUUUGCAGAGAAUGGGGAGGAAGAGCAGUAAUGAGAAUGCGGGAACAUUUCAUAUACAGACAAGUAUUCCGGUAAUAACAGAAGAAUUAGGGAAAAAUAAGUUAGACCUGCACUGCGUUGUGCGUAAUUCCAACAGUGGCAUUAGUUUGUAUGCAGCAGAAUCAAAGCUCUCUGUAAAGGAAAUACUUGAUUGCCAAAGAUAUGUAACAAAAAGUAUUAUAUCUGAAAGAAAUUGUCCUCACAUUAUUGUGCAGAAUUUUCCAAAUAAGGCAGUGAGUUGCAAUAUAUUUAGGGGGAAGGAAACGUUCGAAUUAAAGUUUUCAUUUCAAAACAUGUUGUUUGAGUGGGUCAAGACAUGGACUGAGUCUUCACAUGAAGAUAGGCCCACGUGUCAGGAUGACAGUGUUAUGCCUUGGCUUCACUGUCAUGACACAUUAAACGCACGGUGUGAUGGACAAGAGUUAGUAAAGAGCACCAUAAAUAGGAACCACAAUGCUAAAAUAUUCAUUUGCUUGCUGCCUGUUAUUUCAAAGCAUCCGAAGGAGGAGCUACUAAAGACAAUUCUUGCUUCCUUUUUCAGCAGCACAGAUACUUUAUUGCCAGUUGAGGGAAAGUCUAUGCAGGUGGAGAAACAGACUUUAUGUGGCAGAAGGAAUGAUCAGUUAAACUCAUGUACAGAUGAUACUUGGAGGCAAACCAUAGAGUUUCCUAAAGAAAAUUGUACUUAUCCAGGCUUUGUAAGUUCUAAAUUUGUGGAAAACAUUGAUUUUGAAUUACACAAUAAAUGCCAGAGGAGAUGCUUUUUCAGAUCUUUAGGUGAAGAAGAGUACGCUUGCCUACAAAGAGGAGUCCUCUUUCAUAUCCAAAAGGGCAGAUUAUGUAACAGAAGGCAUGUCAGGAAGCACCAGCUCUUAUCCAGAGAGAAUGAAGGGUUUGGCACCUAUUUGAGGUCGGUCAGUCACAAAAACUGUAUGAAAAAGCAAAUUUUAGUUGCUAGGUGCCUAAUCUUGCUGCAGGGUACUCCUGGUUGUUCCUCACUAGAUAAGACAUAUUUCUGCAAUAUCACAAAAAUACAGUAUCUAGUAGGAGCCAAUCUUAGAUUUCAGAGUUACUUUCCUGCCCGUUCACAACUGAAAUUUGAAAAGGUAAAUAGCAAAUGCACAAAUCAGGAAACAUUGGUAACUACUGUAAAGAAGGAGACGAAGAAACCAAGCACAAUGCUUAAUAAUUCCUUUCAUGUGGGAAGAUUUAAAACUUUCCCCUUUGUUAUAUGUGAGAAUAAGAAACACAAAACAACUGAAUAUAGAAAUCGCAUAACUUCUGCAAAUGAAGUCACUAAUGAAGUCACAUAUACCAUGAAAAAAUAUUUGGGCACUUUUAAUUGUAUAAAUGCUGAUGGAGAAGAACACUUUAAUUCAAAAGAAUUGGAAAUAAAUUCUCAUAAUUUUUUUUCUGAAAUAUCUUCUUCUAUUUUUGAUACAUAUGAAAAAAUUCCCCUUACUACUGAUUCUGAAGAAUUUGACCAGAUACCAGUUGUAAAUCAAAACAGUUCUAUCAAAAAAAAAUUGUGUGAAGAAAGUGCAGUCAUUGGUCCAAAAGAGGUUCCAUGUUUGCCUGUUAAAUCAAAUAAUGUCUUAAUUCUAACUGAACAGUCAAAAGCAACUACAGAAAAAUAUAAUCCUCUCCUGUCACUGGACAGACAAACAAACAAAUAUGAAUAUUAUGAAGAAUUAGAUACUUAUAGCCCACAUUUAACAAAUAAAAAAGAAAAAGUGGAAGACCAAAUUACUUAUUUAAAUUCAGAAAAUUUUUUUCCUAGUUCCUCCCAUGUUUGUCAGUCUGUCACUUUGCCAUUGGAUAGCAGCAAUUUUGUCGAUAAAAGAGUAAGUAACGAUGGACACUGCAGGAGCUCCUCAAGUGCAGACAAACUAAAUGUGAUACAGUAUCCAUCCAGGGGAAGUCCUGUGAUGACAGAUACAAACUUGCAAUUACAGGCCAAGGGAACAGCACAGUUUUCUUUACAAGGGCAUGAGCGGACACACGAGACAGGCAGUUCAGAGCUGGCAACUUUGAAACAGCAUCUUGAAUAUGGAAAAGAACAGGAAGAAAGAAAUGAUGAACAAAUGCAUAUAACUAAUGAAAGUCAAUGUGAGACUGUAAUGAAUGACUUGAUUAUGUCACAUUCAGAAGAUGAAUCUCAAACAUUCAUUGCUGCAGAAGAGGAAUUAAAAGUGCGUUUAUCCAUAAUGAACAAUGGAUGUCUUGAAGAUGUAAAAGAUGAGUAUUUACCUUUAGAAAAUAAAAUCACACAUGAAUUUGAACUGAAGACAAAAUUUGAUUCAGUGUUAGAAGAGCUACGUAUGUUUCAUGAAAUUAGUAAAGGAAAUGAAAACAAUUUAUCUAGUUUGGAAACAAAUUCAUUCGAAAAUUAUUGGGGAUUAAAUAAUUCUAAAGAGAUAGAUGAAAACGUGACAAGUGUUUCUCAAAAGAAAAUGUGUAUUUCUUCUCCAAUCUGUGGUACCAUAGAGAGGCAAAACAUAACAGACAGUGAUGGAAGUUUGUUAAAUGAAAAGAUAUUAAAUGAAAAUAAAGACGAAGAAGUAGCUAAGGAGUAUUGUGUUUCAAGACUGCCAAGUGAAGAAUUGCAUCAUUCACCUGUUGCAGAAGACUAUUUAGGUGCAGCUUAUAGAAAUCCAUACACGUGGAACCCUGCUUUUUUAUACUGCACACUUUUUAAGGAACAAAGCUAUAAUUUACAGAAAGAAGGAGGAUGCUUUCUGUCUCAUGAUGUCAUAAGAGUGCAGCCUCUUAAAACAUGCAAGGGCCCCAUCAGGAUUGGGCUGUCAAGAAAAGCUCGGCCCAAGCAGCUCCAUCCUUAUCUGAAAUGACUUAUUGGAUUCUUUUACCAGUCUUCACAUCUGGGAUCACUCUGCUUGAAAACUGUCGAAAUGUUUUAAUGUUAAGUUUUUUUGUUGAUACUUUGAUCUUCGUGGUUUAAGGGUUUUUAGAUAUUAAUAUUACAGUAUUUGCUAGUGAUUUAUUUAGGAAUACUCCUGUGAAUACUUGAUAGCAAAGGGAUUUAUAAUGAAUGUUUACUAGUAGAAGUUUUAAUGGAAGGAUGAAAUCCUUUUAAAGUUUAUGUAAUAUUAAUAAAAUCUUUCAUGUAUUUUUCAUCUAUUAAAAUAUACAGUUAAAA